AUGUCGCUCGUUUCGGUGGAGUACAAGGUCUUUGGCAGGGUUCAAGGAGUUUUCUUUCGUAAAUACACAGCACAAACGGCCAAGGCGCUCAGGUUAGUAGGUUGGGUGAAGAACGAAGAUGAUGGAACCGUCGUUGGUGUCAUUCAGGGGAAGGAAAGCAGCGUUGAAAAAAUGAAGGAUUGGCUGUCAAAAGAAGGAAGUCCGAAAAGUUCCAUUAACAAAUGCGAAUUUAGAAACGAAAAAACAAUUAGAGAAUUUGAUUUUGAUGAGUUUAUUGUGAAAAAAUAA
This is a messenger RNA of Helobdella robusta, 288 nucleotides long. RefSeq lists its product as hypothetical. The transcript has 4 exons. The coding region runs from base 1 to 288 and encodes 95 amino acids. Gene Ontology annotation, molecular function: acylphosphatase activity. NCBI's taxonomy places the organism in Eukaryota, Metazoa, Annelida, Clitellata, Rhynchobdellida, Glossiphoniidae. The record is from RefSeq and is a predicted model, not a curated record.